UGAUAUGUUUGUAGGGAACCUGAACCAGUUUAAAACCAUCAUCAGGGUGACCAGGGACAGUCUGGCUCUUACCAGUUUACACAGCUAACCGGGGAGAGGAGAUGGCGAGGGAGCUCUGCUCCAAACCCUCUGAUCUUUCUGCAAAUCAGGCAUCUGGCUGCUGCCAAAACUUUUUUUGGGCAGAGGCUCAGGGGUGAACAGGGCUGUGGGGAGCAUCAUUCCCCCAGGAUGCUGGCAGUGGGAUUGAUGAUGUCCGCCCUCCUCCCGGCAGCGCCUGCGAUGUGAUUUCUCUCUGCCGGCAGCACAGCUCCCAGACAAAGGCUCUGCUCAGCGCUCGCGGAUGGGCUGGAGCUGAGGGUCACCCCCGAGGGGUCACCACACCCGUCCCCAUCGCUGCCUGAGCCCAGGCUGCCGCCGGGACACGCCGGCUGUGCCCCCAUGCACAUGCGUGUACCCACGCGGACCCAUUCGCACCCUCUGGCUGCUCCCCACCUUCCCCUCCACCUCUCCGGGAAGAUCCAGCAGCCGGACCGAGGCACGUCUUUUGGCAUCGAAAGGAUUAACUCCCCGGGAGCAGCGGCAGAGACUGAGCCUACGCUGCUGUCACGCAUCGCCGGCUUCACCGCACGCCUGGGAGUUGUGGAGCCAACCUCUCGGCGGCUAAUCCCCCUCGCUGCUGGUAGCCAGGGCGGCUGGGAAGAACGAGUGAGGCUAUAGGGUGAAGGGACAGGAGGUCAAGAGGACAGGGAGGAGUGUACACACACACACACACGCAUGCACACACCCCGCAGAUGGCAGGCAGCGGCACUGGGUCGGUUGCCGUCUGCAGGGAGGUCCGUAGGGAGCCGAGCGCUGAAUAAAACAAGCUGGAGCAUCAGGCAAGCAGAUCUGUUCUCUCGCAAAAGUCCUUAAGGCAAAACCCAAGAGUGGCCACUCCUCGUCUCAGCUGCCCUUCGGAGACCAGGCGCUGGGCUCACUGCUGUCAUGGUCGUCGUCUGUUAUUAUCAUUUUGUUUUUAAAGGAAUCGAUCAGGAGAUGCCGGCAAAAGAAGUUGCUGAAAGCCAGGCUGGUGUGGCCGGGAGCUGCGUGCUGCUGGCUCUGCUGUGCACCGGGAGCAGCUGAACUUUGCGGGUUUUGAAUAUACAUUUUCCUCUGCGGACGCUUCGGGCAGAGUUACGGGGAGAGUCACGGCACGGCACCACAGACCUUGCGCCUGCUGUUACCCAGACCAUGUCCGGGGGACGGCAAAGGGGGGAUUUCUGUCUCUCCGAGGACCAUCACCAGUGAAAAGAAGCUGGAGAAAGGCAAUUUAUCUUUCUUUCCAGAUGACUGAAAAUACCUACAGGAUCCUGUUUCUUCAGCUUUCAUCAACGAGUAGCAUCGGAGAGAGGCAGCUGAGGAACAAAAAUGUUAUCGGUCAAAAUCAUUUCAGCAUCUACUUUUUCCCAAGGAACUUCAUGCCCGUAGGGGUUUGCUGUGGGCAUUUACAGAAGUGAGGACUGACAUACCACAGAUGCAUCCCUACCGGAUCAUGUAAGAAUUUGCAAAUGAGAAACCUACCCCAGCGAGACCUUCUCUGCCCAGUUUGCCGUGCAUGGUUUGGUGUAGGUACGGCAAUUCUCACCUCUUUCUCCCCCUUUUAAAUCUCUUGGGCUUGGAGAUCUCUUUCCUCAUUGCAAUUAUGAUUAUUUGCAACAUCAGUGCCAUCAAAGAUUGGAGCACUUUCCUCUCCCAGAUCCUUCCCAGCGUUAACAAGACUCUGAACUUGGUACAGCAAGUGGAAGCCACCACCAGCUCAGUGGUAAGUGUCCUCCAGGACCCCGAGCAGGACAACUACCUGUCCAACAGCCAGUCCAUGAACUCCAGCAACUUCACAGCUGGCCUAGACCACUUGUUCCAGUACUCAUACUCAGACAAUGACCAGCUUUACAAGGAAUACAAACCGCCUCCUCGAGACGCCAUUCCUCUACCCAAGGCCGUCCUCUACCUUCUCAUGGCAGCCCUGGUGGUGGUGGCAGUGGCAUAUGCCAUAGUGGGGCAUCUCAUCAAGGACCUCAUUCACGACUUUAUAGACUGGAUCUUCGGUCCCAGCCCAGAUGACAACAGCAACAAGAGCGACGUCAACUGCAUCAGCAACAGCGUCAAUGAGAUGAGUGAGAUGCCUGAGGCACCGCGGCACCGGGACCGCCAACCCCAGGACGUGGUCAUUGCCAUCGGCGAGACCUGCCACUUGCCGCAGCAGACGUGACCGGUGCAGUGGCCGAGUCAGGCAGGAUGGAACAGAGGGAUGGAGCGGAGUGUUGGAGCAGCGGGAUGGUGCAGCAGGACAGCGCAGCAGCCACAUUGCAGGACUGGAUGGCGAGAGGAAGGGAUGGGCAGAGCCAGCACCAUGGAGCAAAGCCAUUCUCACCCCGGUUUUGCCAACCUCUAAGGACCUUGCCAGGGCAGGCAGCAUCACCCCUUCUCCCAGGCUUGUCAGUCCUGCUCUGACAUCUGUCCGUGGGUUCAUGCCCUUUUUUCCCUGUGAAUAGCAAAAAAAAAAUUGCAAAUUCAAAAUACACCCACCAAACAAAGCUCGCAAGAGAAAUGAGCCAGAGAGGAUCUGGGCAGUCAUUUGGUGUGUGGCUGUCCCGCAGCAUGGGGAUGGGGUGGUGAAAAGGGCAAAGGAGACAAGGAGUCUGCAUGAGAAACAGGGGUGUCUACAUUUCUGGGGACAGACCCAGGACGUGGCAGGGAGCUGGGGCUACAGCAUGAGCCAUGGGCUGCAGAAAGGCACUUGAAAGGACAGUAGGAGCCAAAUUCAGCCCGCUACAUUGAUGACCUGCCCAGGCCAUCACUCCUCCCUUUAGUUUUGCUGCUCCAGCUCACAGCCCAUUUCAGCAGGUAUGUCCUGUGGCUCUGGGACAGCAGGGUGACAGCCUCACCUCCCCAGGGAGCCUUCGUCCCCAUGCCCAUGGCCAGGCCAGGGCACCACCUUCCCUCUGCCACCAGCUCUGGUUGAGCCCAGCAUCCCCUGACUGGGAGCAGCCCUGCUGGGACAUGGCAUGCCCCUGUUCUCUGAGGAAAGUUGCUGGAGGGGAGGGCAAGGACCCACCUGCAGGAAACUUUAGCUCUUCAUGGGGGAAAAUAGCCCCUGUAUAGCUGCAUCUCUCAGAUUUGUCCCCAUAUAGCCAUUCCCCUCCUCACCCCUACGUUAGCUGCCACCAUGAGGGGUGCUGGCCCUGCACUGGGGUCAGCCACAUGUGCAUGCACUGGUGGAGGGGGGAGACCUCCCUUGUCUCCCUGUGUACCUUCCCUGCCAGGGACCCGCCACCCAAAACUGCCCUUCUCUCUUCCUGUGACUUCUCUCUGCCCAAAGACAUCCUUUCCCAUUGCUAGCUCCAGGCAGAUUUCUGCUUCCCACUUUUUAAAGGGGCUCAGGGGAAGCCAGCAGCAGCCAAGGUGGGGGGCGAGUUCCCAAACCAAGAGAGAAAAGGAGCAUCCUGAUGAUUUCAUUGAUAUUAUAAGGCCAGCUCUUGCCCCGCUCAGGUUUUUAAACCAGGAUCAAUCCUUUCUCUGUAUAGCAGAGCCUAUAAAUGAGCUGAGCUCA
Messenger RNA from Athene cunicularia (burrowing owl), 3589 nucleotides. RefSeq lists its product as uncharacterized. The coding region runs from base 1595 to 2248 and encodes 217 amino acids. The record is from RefSeq and is a predicted model, not a curated record. NCBI's taxonomy places the organism in Eukaryota, Metazoa, Chordata, Aves, Strigiformes, Strigidae. The transcript is spliced from 2 exons.